Bursaphelenchus okinawaensis is the source of this 592-nucleotide messenger RNA. The record is from the annotation of a GenBank genome assembly. NCBI's taxonomy places the organism in Eukaryota, Metazoa, Nematoda, Chromadorea, Rhabditida, Aphelenchoididae.
AUGGCCUUCUACACCGAGCCCAUGAACCUGUGUGAGCGGUUUCUGAACUGGUUCCGUGAGUGGAUCGAGAUCUGGCACAUCUGGGUGGUCUCGAUUGGGACUCUAUUGGUAAUGACAGUCGUCUGUCUGGUCGCAUUGUUCAACGAAUCGUGAGUUUUUGUUGAUUAUUAAUCGGUAAACAAGUAAUUCGAAGUGUUUUAGGUAAAAGCAAGUUCGUUUCCUGAUUCUUUCUCUUUCCUUUCAAGUUUAUAAAAAACCUUAUCAUUAUCAAAUCAAUGACAUCGCUUAUAAUAAUAUAAUUAAAGUAAACUUUUUAAUCUUGUUUUAGCAAAACCCAAUAUUAUUUACAUUAUAUUACACUAUAUUGUGUUACAGAACCUGUGACGACGGUAGGGUCUGUGAUAAGUUCUUUCGCCGUGUCCAAAUCGUUGCAACGGAAGUGACCAAAGACAAGGUGUCUUAUGGCAUUAUGGCUUUUCUGGGUGUUGUGUUCGUAUUCCCCUUCCUGGUACUGUUCAUCUCCCUGAGGGUUAUUGGACCUUACGAGAGGAAGAACGCUGUGAGAGAGAACAGGAUCUUCUCCUUGUUCUGA